This is a messenger RNA of Phalaenopsis equestris, 1909 nucleotides long. Its product is annotated as acetolactate synthase small subunit 2, chloroplastic-like. Gene Ontology annotation, molecular function: acetolactate synthase regulator activity; acetolactate synthase activity. Gene Ontology annotation, biological process: L-valine biosynthetic process. Bases 114 to 1574 code for a protein of 486 amino acids. Lineage: Eukaryota; Viridiplantae; Streptophyta; Magnoliopsida; Asparagales; Orchidaceae. The transcript is spliced from 12 exons. Gene Ontology annotation, cellular component: cytosol. The record is from RefSeq and is a predicted model, not a curated record.
GCAUUCCAUUCAGCUGGCCGACAUUAAUUAGACAAGCCAGCGAAAAAACGGCAGGACAUAAACCCCCUUCCGCAGACAAGGCUGUCCAAUCAUACUGCUUAGAACACGGAGCAAUGGCCGCGGCCUCUGUUUGCGCACCGCCUCUCCCGGCGGCGAAGAUCCUCUUUCGAGCGCGUCGUGAAAUGCGCUUCAGUCUUUGUCUUUCGAGCACGGUAGAUCUCUCCAUUGCAGCCAUGGGGUUAAUGUCGAGACCAAGGGUUUUGAAGGUCCGCGCCGCAGGUGUAGAUACUACUCAUGGCGAGACGUUGGGAUCAAUGGAUGAUUCUGUCCGUGCCAGGGCUAGAAACCCGGUGAAAAGACAUACAAUUUCAGUGUUUGUUGGAGAUGAAAGUGGAAUGAUUAACAGAAUUGCUGGAGUCUUUGCUAGAAGGGGAUAUAAUAUAGAGUCACUUGCAGUUGGUUUAAACAAGGACAAAGCCUUGUUCACAAUAGUUGUCUCCGGCACUGAAAAAGUGCUGCAGCAGGUUGUUGAGCAGCUUCAUAAACUUGUAAAUGUGUUGAAGGUUGAAGAUUUGUCAAAGGAGCCUCAAGUAGAACGAGAGCUGAUGUUAGUAAAACUCAGUGUUGAACCCGGAAGUCGUCAAGAGGUUAUGGGUAUGGUAGAUAUCUUCAGAGCAAAAGUUGUUGAUGUUUCAGAACAUUCAUUAACCAUUGAGGUGACUGGUGAUCCUGGGAAAAUGGCUGCUGUCCUUCGGAAUUUGAGGAAAUUUGGAAUAAGAGAAAUUGCUAGGACAGGCAAGAUUGCUUUGAGGCGUGAAAAGAUGGGAGAAAAUGCUCCAUUUUGGAGGUUUUCGGCGGCAUCUUACCCUGAUCUUGAAGGGAUAAAGUCUUCAAGUUCUUUUCUCGCGUCAAGGAAACACACUAUCAAUGUUGAUACAGAUCUUUCUUCCAGUGGAGAUGUCUAUCCGGUGGAGCCAUUUGAUAACAUUCAUGUAAGUCAAGUCCUUGAUGCACAUUGGGGAGUUCUUGAUGAUGAAGAUUCAAGUGGCCUUUGUUCCCAUACAUUGUCCAUUCUUGUGAAUAAUUAUCCUGGAGUUCUCAACAUUGUGACUGGCAUCUUCUCUCGCAGAGGUUACAAUAUUCAGAGCCUUGCUGUUGGUCCAGCUGAGAAAGAAGGGACAUCCCGAAUCACUACAGUUGUUCCUGGAACUGAUGAAUCCAUCAGCAAAUUGAUUCAACAGCUCUACAAGCUCAUAGAUGUUUAUGAGGUUCAGGAUAUUACACAUUUACCAUUUGCUGAAAGAGAACUGAUGUUAAUAAAGGUUGCUGUUAAUACCAAUGCACGGAGGGACAUCCUUGACAUUGCUGACAUUUUCCGUGCCAAAGCAGUUGAUGUAUCUGACCAUACAAUCACACUCCAGCUUUCUGGAGAUUUUGAAAAGAUGGUAGCAUUGCAGAGAUUAUUGGAGCCCUAUGGUAUUUGUGAGGUAGCAAGAACUGGCCGUGUUGCGUUAAUACGCGAAUCUGGAGUGGAUUCCAAAUAUCUUCGUAGCCUCUCUCUCACGCUGCAGUAAGAGUCGUCAAUUUUAGAAGCCUAUUUAAAAAUGGAGCAUAUUUAUGUAACUUAUUUGUUUAAUAGUUCUUUAGCUGAGAAAUCAAUUAUCUAAAUUUCUGGAAGAACUCUAAGUCCUGUCCAAAACUUCAUUAUUAUUAUAAUUUAUAGGAUUAGGCAUUAUCCCGUGGAAAAAACUGGGUGAAGAUAUCUUAAUCUAUGUUCAUUAAGGAGUUGAUUGGUUUGAUUUUGAAUUUGGGUUUAUAUAUGUACUAAUCCUAUAAAGCUGUUAGCUAAUGGAAAUCCUUAUAGUUUAAGGGAAGGUCGGAAGGAAGGCCAUUAAAAUAAAGUUUAUAA